This is a messenger RNA of Trypanosoma conorhini, 1527 nucleotides long. RefSeq names its product putative DNA polymerase eta. Gene Ontology annotation, biological process: response to radiation; error-prone translesion synthesis. NCBI's taxonomy places the organism in Eukaryota, Euglenozoa, Kinetoplastea, Trypanosomatida, Trypanosomatidae. The coding region runs from base 1 to 1527 and encodes 508 amino acids. Gene Ontology annotation, cellular component: replication fork; site of double-strand break; nucleus. The record is from RefSeq and is a predicted model, not a curated record. The transcript has a single exon. Gene Ontology annotation, molecular function: DNA-directed DNA polymerase activity; damaged DNA binding.
AUGCGAUGCAUCGUUCACUUAGACAUGGACUGCUUCUACGCCCAGGUGGAGGCGGUGCGGCUUGGCAUUGACUGCCGCACGGAGCCCUACAUUCUUUCGCAGUGGGGAAACUUAAUUGCUGUCAAUUACCCGGCGCGAAACUGCGGCAUCGCGCGCUUCGAUACCGUGGAAGAGGCUCGGGAGAAGUGCCCCCAGGUCAAGGUCUCCCACGUCGCCACCUACGCGCUGGGGGACACGGAGUACAGGUACCACGAGAAUCCGCAACGCGGGACACACAAAGUCGCCUUGGAGCCCUACAGGGAGGCCAGCCGCAGGAUCUUCGACAUCCUGCGCAGCUUUGAGGGGGUGGCGGUGGAAAAGGGAAGCGUGGAUGAGGCCUACCUGGACGUGACGGCGGCGGCCCGGCGGGAGCUGGCCUCAUCCACGCUUCCCUUUUCCACCGCCACCCCCUCCGCGUUGGAGGACGUCCUGCACCCCGCGACGAACGUCCUCCCCGACCGGCAGGCGGCGGUGGACGCAUGGCUGCGUGCGAGGGGAAAGGAACUCCACGACGUGUUUGACGCCGCUCUGCACCCACCGGCCACCGUGGAGCAUCAACUGCUGCUUGGCGCGGCGUCGCGCGUCGUGUGGAACAUGCGGCAGCGAAUAUAUCAAGAGCUUCACUACGAGUCCUCCGCCGGCAUCGCACACAACAAAAUCCUCGCCAAAAGCAUCUCGUCACGGCACAAGCCAAACCAGCAAACCUUGCUUCUUCCAGACCGCGUUGCCUCUGCGAUGUGGGACACCCCUUGCAGCGGCAUUCGUGGUUUUGGUGGAAAGUUUGGAGAAGCCGUUUGCCGUGCCUGUGGCGGCGCAGAGUUGUGCCGCGACGCAUGGCUGAUUCCAUUGCAAACCCUACAGACUGAACUCGGCGAGGACGAGGGCGCGUACGCCUUCCAGCGGCUGCGCUGCCACGGCAAGGAGGCAAUACGAGCACAGUCGGUUGCAAAGACGCUGAUGGCGUCGAAGUCCUUCACGCCCCCCACGUCCACCGCGGCGGGGUUGCGAAAGUGGGUGACCGUGCUUGCAAGCGAGCUCUGCACGAGGUACAAGGAAUUCUGUGCGACGAACACCGUCGCGGGCCACACGUUCAACGUGAAGCUCGGGAACCGCGGCCUCAGCCAGCUCGGCGGAGUGGCGAGCAAAACGCUGGCCCUGCCGGAGCCGGUGACGACGGAGACGCUGAUUACCGCCGCAAUGGAAGUUGUGGCGGCGACGCUGCUCAGCCACCCUGGCACCGCCAUGAACGCUGUGACGCUCACCAUUGGCUCCUUCAAGCGGAGCUCCGCGGGGGAAGGAAAGGGGCGUGGGCGGCAGACGAUGCUGACAAAGUUUUUGUCCCGCACAGGUACUGAGAAGCGUCGGCGAAGCGAUUGUGACGAGGCGACUGUGAUAACGCUUUCUUCUGCCUCUUCCUCCUCUUCCUCCUCCUCAGCGGUUUUCGUGGGGACGGAGGGCUGCUGCCAGGAGGUGAUUAUCAUUGACUGA